AUGUUCUCCUCUGCCGUUCAGCCAGGCCUGGUGUCGCUCUUCUCGUCCACGGGAAGCGACCCACUCGGUUUAUUCUCAUCUCAUACGGACACCUCUCUUCCGUCUGACUCCUUCAUGUGUCUUCUGAAAGAUUACACGAGGCUUCCGGCACCACCGCCUCCGGCAACCCUUCGAUCUUCACUUGACGAUCCCACCGAGGACAGUACGAAUCCCGAUUAUAUGUUGACACAGACUGUACUCCAUAUUCAGUCGCCCACUCUGAGGACGACAUAUGUGCGUUGCCCCCCAGUGCUCGCAGGCUCGGAAGCCCUCCGUGGGAGCGCCGGUCGUUCCGGCCGCAAUGAACUUGGGAUACAGCAUCCUUGGCUCUGUCUACAAGUUCGCAACCUCGGCAAAGAAUGGUCCUUUGAGAUUGGGAUCGUGGAUCAAGCAGGAAGGGAGGGCAUCGUCCGAUGCUCGACGUUCCAGAAACAACCCCGCUUGAAGUUGGCGAAUUCCCCGCUGCUUCAUCUUCCGUUGUCGUUCCCACCGUCAUCCUCCAACCCGCUCACAUCAUGGUGCACCAUCGCCAUCAAUUUACCCUCGUUACUUCCAUACUUCUCCUCUGCGACCCUGUCCCGUAGCGAUGAAGAAGAGCACGAAGAAUCCGAUGACGACGGCCGGCCCUGCAUUGGUAGCGGUGGGCGGCCUAAUACAGGCGCUUUGUUGCCCAGCGGGCCAUACUCUCAUGUGUCGUACGUCAAGAUUUACGCCACCUGUCGGGUACGCAGAAUUUGGUUCAGUGAAGAAGGCCCAAGGCAGAAGUUGCCUUGGGAGUUUCAACUGUAUGGCACCGACUGA
Molecule: messenger RNA, 840 nt
Organism: Sparassis crispa
Lineage: Eukaryota; Fungi; Basidiomycota; Agaricomycetes; Polyporales; Sparassidaceae
Exons: 2
Coding region: 1-840 (279 amino acids)
Biological process (GO): regulation of cilium beat frequency involved in ciliary motility; positive regulation of cell motility; cilium assembly
Cellular component (GO): motile cilium; ciliary basal body
Source: RefSeq, a predicted model, not a curated record